Molecule: messenger RNA, 330 nt
Organism: Morus notabilis
Lineage: Eukaryota; Viridiplantae; Streptophyta; Magnoliopsida; Rosales; Moraceae
Product: ascorbate-specific transmembrane electron transporter 1
Exons: 2
Coding region: 1-330 (109 amino acids)
Molecular function (GO): oxidoreductase activity
Source: RefSeq, a predicted model, not a curated record
AUGAAAUUGGGCUAUGGAACAUGUUUACUUUACAUUCCUGGCUGGGCAUUAUCACUAUCUGUUCAUUUGUGGCUGCUUGGUUUGUUUACAUCUUUGUUCCCGGGAGCAGAGAAGACAGCCAAGGCAACAUUGAUGCCGUGGCACAUAUAUGCUGGAAUGGUCAUCUUUGUCUUAGCAGUAUGCUCAACUGAGAUGGGUUUGGCUCAAGCAUUCAUCUUCUUAGGCUUAGGGCGUAGCCAAGAAGCUCUUAUCGUUAACUUCACCGGUCUCUUUAUCUUCCUCUUCGCGGCUUCUGUUGGCCUUACCGUCUUUCUUCCUAGAGGCGAUUAG